Messenger RNA from Pelobates fuscus (common spadefoot toad), 3574 nucleotides. RefSeq names its product proprotein convertase subtilisin/kexin type 7 (gene PCSK7). Lineage: Eukaryota; Metazoa; Chordata; Amphibia; Anura; Pelobatidae. The record is from RefSeq and is a predicted model, not a curated record. The coding region runs from base 157 to 2508 and encodes 783 amino acids. Gene Ontology annotation, biological process: protein processing. Gene Ontology annotation, cellular component: Golgi membrane; trans-Golgi network. Gene Ontology annotation, molecular function: serine-type endopeptidase activity. The transcript has 16 exons.
UUCUCUCCACCCCCAUACCCUGACACGAACAAGCAGCCAGCAUUGUAAAUGUAUUCUCUAGGCCGAAGCUCUUACAAAUAACUUGGUCACCUCUUCUGCAGCUGGUCAGGUCCUGAUGCCCAUUUUGGGUUGUUUCUUGGGUAAUGGGCCGUCACAAUGUAUCAUAUCCCUGCCUUUCCCGUGAGCCUUCACCUCCUGCUCACCUGGGUGUUCUCGCUCUCGCCUCUCACGUACGCUGCCUGCACACUCAGCGGUGAUGCUCCUCAUUCUGGUGAAGAGCUGACAUGGGCUGUCCAUCUCAACCCUCCUGAAGAUUUAGAAAGAGGGGAGACCCUGGACACACUUGCAGAUGAACUGUCGCAGGUCUUAGGACUUGAGAACCGAGGAGUUAUAGGAGAACUUAAAGACCAUUACUUGUUCGCCUAUGUGGGCGAUCCCCAAUGCCAGGAGGAUGCACGGAGGAAAGCCCAUGCCCUCUUGACACAAAAUAAUAACGUGAGGUGGUUCUCAGAGCAGAAACUACUGAAGAGAUCCAAAAGAAGUUUGCACUUUAAUGAUCCCAAAUACCCGCAGCAAUGGCACUUGCACAAUAGUCACAGCCCUGGAAUGGAUAUUAAUGUUACCGGGGUCUGGGAACGGAAUGUGACGGGUCUCGGGGUGACAGUCGUGGUUGUUGAUGAUGGAGUCCAGCACACUAUUCAGGACAUCCAGCCUAAUUAUAGCCCUGAAGGGAGUUACGACCUGAACUCCAAUGACCCUGACCCUAUGCCGCACCCGGAUGGUGGCAGUGAUAAUCACCAUGGGACACGAUGUGCAGGGGAAAUUGCCGCCGUCUCCAACAACAGCUUCUGCGCAGUGGGAGUAGCAUAUGGAAGCAGGAUUGCUGGGAUACGUGUGCUGGAUGGACCCCUGACAGACAGUAUGGAGGCUAUUGCCUUCAACAAACAUUAUCAGAUCAAUGAUAUCUACAGCUGCAGUUGGGGUCCUGAUGAUGAUGGUAAGACAGUUGAUGGACCCCACCAACUGGGGAAGGCAGCUCUCCAGCAUGGAGUGAUCGCUGGACGAAAAGGGUUUGGAAGCAUCUUUGUGGUUGCCAGCGGUAAUGGAGGCCAGUACAACGAUAACUGUAACUACGAUGGCUACGCCAAUUCCAUCUACACAGUCACUAUAGGAGCUGUCAACGAGGCUGGUAAGAUGCCGUUCUACGCAGAGGAGUGCGCGUCAAUGCUGGCUGUCACCUUCAGUAGCGGAGAUAAAAUGAUGAGGAGUAUUGUAACCUCAGACUGGGACCUGCAGAAGGGGACAGGGUGCACAGAGGGUCAUACAGGGACCUCGGCUGCUGCCCCUAUUGCCGCAGGGAUGAUUGCCCUAAUGCUACAGGUUCGCCCGUGCCUGACUUGGAGGGAUGUCCAGCACAUUAUCGUGUUCACUGCUAUCAAGUAUGAAGACAACAUGGCAGCCUGGGAAACCAAUGGAGCUGGUUUCAGUCAUAGUCACCAGCAUGGGUUCGGUCUAUUGAAUGCGUGGCGACUCACCAAUGCAGCCAAGGUGUGGGAAUCUGUUCCCUAUUUAGCCUCUUAUGUGAGUCCUGCAUUUAAAGAAAAGACAAACAUUCCUCAACUCCCCCACAGACUGGAGCUGAGCUGGAAUGUGACCUCUGCUGACCUCCAGCUUUCAGGGAUGAAAACACUGGAGCAUGUGACAGUGUCAGUCACCAUCUUGCAUCAACGUCGUGGAAACCUGGAGAUUCGUCUGUUCUGUCCAAGUGGAAUCUCCUCACUCAUUGGAGCCAGACGCAGCAUUGACAUGGACCCAAGUGGAUACACAGACUGGACAUUCUCCACCGUUCGAUGCUGGGGAGAGGGUGCAGAAGGUGUAUACAGAUUGCUGAUCAGUGAUUCCGGAGAUAUCAGCGGGGGAAUUUUGGAACGGUGGCAACUGACAUUGUAUGGAUCCUCCUGGAACUCCAUGGAUGUGGCAGAAAGAAGAAGGGUGGUGGAAGACGCUCAGAGUGGUCAGUAUCUGAAUGAUAACUUCUCGCUUCCCUGCCCACCUGGUCUGGAAAUCUCCGAGCAGGAUAAUUAUACCAUCACUAAUAACACCUUGCGGACAUUAAUGCUUGUGGGCUGUUUUGCUGUUUUCUGGUCCCUAUAUUAUACUCUGGAGUUGUACCUGUCACGGAUUUCCAGCACCAAAGAUCUAGAUCUGAGUUGUGAGGAAUGUCAUUGUUUGUGGCCCCGCAGCAAAGGGUCUGUAAGUUUGCAGCAACUGGAAGCAGGCAAAGAGAUGGAGUCUCUGCCUCUGUGUGGUGCAAAAAACUCUACUUUGGAUGAAGAGGAAGAGGAUGAACUUCUAUCAUCCACCAGAAGCCACCAAACUAGAAUUGACCUCACAGGACACAGGCAAAACAGGACCUUGGACCUCCCACCGUACAGGGACAGAAUUAAAGAAGAUGGUUGUGAAUAUGAGAUGACUAUGAUUAACGUAAAUGAGGCCAGAUACGCUUAAUUUGAACAUUGUGGAAUUUGGUCUAAAGCAAGAGAAUAGCAAAGAGUUGUUGGCUUGUCUUUGGAUGGCUUGAAUGCACUUUGGGGGUUCUUGGGCCAGCCUUGGUCUAACAUUAGUCCCCUUUCUCCUUCAUUGUGACUCCUUUUAUUUAAGGGGACAUGUAACCACUUCUUUGAAGCUUCUUUCCACGAUGCUGAUUUUAAUGUAAAGUGACCGUCUUGCUAUUGAAGAUACUGGGCUCAGACAGGCCUCAGAUUUUGUUAUAUUCUAAUGCAAGGUGGUCUCACAGCAAACCGAAUACUCGUUCUACUCCUGACUGUAAACAAGGAACUAUAGACACUGUAAGUCUUAUCGGUUAGGGAGAUGGUGCAGUAAGCAAAUUAUAUUUGCUAUAUAUGAUACUGGUUUAUUAUAUUUAAAUACGGGUGAUAAUUAUUGUCAAGCAUUGGAAACAAAUUCUGCUGCUGGUCUGUGCGUGUGUUUGUGAGCACGUGCGUGUGUUUGUGUGCGUGCACACGUGGGCAAUCCCACAAGUGAUCAUAAUAGACGCAUAAAGUAACAUUGUGGCUUGGGAAUCAAAACUGGUACAAAAGCCAUUUUUUGAUCUAAUGCUGGUUUGUACUUCUAUAUAGGGUGUAUGCAUCACAAAAUGACUGCUGUGUAUAGAAUUGAAAUGUGGACAUUUAUUAUCUGGGAUAUGCCAACAAUGAAACAUACCAAAAUAACUUUAUAGAAACACAGGUUUCUAUAUUGUCUGUAUUCUCAUUCCAUAUUUGUGGAUAAAGUCAAUCGUUCCAUCAUGCUAUGAUACAGAAUUUGUUCAGUUUAUAUCUGGUACAACAGAGGCUUUAUUCUCAAAUAAAGGUAUUUUUGGCUUCAGAUGGGCAGCACAAGGCUCAUUCAAAUAAAGUAUCUGCUCUACCGUAUAAAUCUAUAUAAAAUAUGAGCUAACUUUCAGCUUGAUACGCAUUGUUAAUGUCGGCUUUGUUUUCCUGGCACUGGAGAAUCCCUUUAACUCUUCAUGGUCAGCCGAUAAUCCAAUGUUUCCAGUCUUUGCACUGUGCCA